AUGUCCUCCAUCACACAGGACUGGGCCCUGUGUUCAGUGGGUAAAGCUGGGUCAUUUAGUAGUUUAGAGGACCUGGGAUGCCAUGAGCAGCUGGAUCAGAAGGACGGCCAGGACUCUGAGGACCCCAGAGAAUACUGCUAUGGUGGCUACCACCCUGUCCAAAUAGGUGACACUUUCAACAGGAGGUACCAGGUUGUUUCCAAGCUCGGCUGGGGCUAUUUCUCCACCGUCUGGCUGUGUCUAGACCUCCAGCUGGCUCGGCGGGUCGCUGUGAAGGUGCUGAAGAGUGGACCCGGCUUCUCCGAGGCAGGCCAGGACGAACUGGCUCUCCUGCGAUGCGCCAGCGGCCCGACUUCCCGUCAUCCCUCCAGUCGAAGGAUUGUUCAGCUGCUGGAUGAGUUCAAGCUUGUCGGGGUCAACGGGGUCCAUUUAUGCCUCGUGCUGGAGCUGCUGGGCCCAGACCUGAGAAGCUGGCAAGUGUGUUUUGGGAAUCCAGGACUGCCGCGACCUUGGGUCAAACAAAUACUCACUCAGGUUCUUGAGGGCCUGGACUACCUUCACUCCCACUGUAAAAUCAUCCACACAGAUAUCAAACCAGAGAACAUCCUGCUGUGUCUGGAGAAGCAGUCCCACAAACGGCCAGCAGGGGACAGCAGCUCCUCCUCUAUACUGCCUGGGAAGGAGGCCAAGACCAGAGAGGGGGAGCGCCUGAACCCAUUCAGCUGGGAGGAAGUGACAGUGAAGAUAGCUGACCUGGGCAGUUCCUGCUGGGUGUAUAAACAUUUCUGUGAGGAGAUCCAAACUCGUCAGUAUCGCUCUCUUGAGGUUUUACUGGGAUCUGACUAUGGCCCGCCUGCUGACAUCUGGAGCAUAGCCUGCAUGGCCUUUGAGUUGGUCACUGGAGAUUCACUGUUUGAACCUAAAGCCGGCAAGACGUUUUCCCAGGAGGAAGAUCAUAUAGCCCACAUCAUUGAGCUCCUUGGUAGAAUCCCUCCGGCUAUUGCAUUGACGGGCAAAUACUCAGCAGAGUACUUCAACCGCAGAGGUGACCUGUGUCGUAUAAGUAUGCUCAGGCCUUGGGGUCUCUUUGAUGUUCUGGUGGAGAAAUACCACUUCCUGUUGGAGGAGGCUUCUGUAUUCUCUGACUUCCUGCUUCGCAUGUUGGAUUACCAUCCAGAGAAGAGAGCCACUGCUGCACAGUGCCUCCUCCACCCCUGGCUGGCUUCCUGA
Messenger RNA from Myripristis murdjan (pinecone soldierfish), 1230 nucleotides. RefSeq names its product SRSF protein kinase 2. The coding region runs from base 1 to 1230 and encodes 409 amino acids. Gene Ontology annotation, biological process: peptidyl-serine phosphorylation; regulation of mRNA processing; intracellular signal transduction. Gene Ontology annotation, cellular component: cytoplasm; nucleus. The record is from RefSeq and is a predicted model, not a curated record. NCBI's taxonomy places the organism in Eukaryota, Metazoa, Chordata, Actinopteri, Holocentriformes, Holocentridae. Gene Ontology annotation, molecular function: ATP binding; protein serine/threonine kinase activity. The transcript is spliced from 12 exons.